AUGAUCGAAUACUCGGAGAAAGAUCAUCGCGGACCCACUCACCAGGUUGGCCCACGUGAAGCGGGAGAAAGCUUAAAUGCGAUGGAGGUCGCCCCUCCUGUAGCAACUGCAACAAGAGGGACCUCGCAUGUAACUACGUUCCUGUUUCCAGCACGCGUUCCUAGAUACAGCCCAUCACUCAAGACUUGUGUUUCGGUCCAGCAUUCUUUCUAUACCCCUACAGUGAUUAUGCACGUACGAUACCCUCGAUUCUAUGUCAUCCCGCUCCGGAGUAGUACCCUAUGCGAAUAUGAACUUAAUGGCGGUGCACCCAGUUGA
Molecule: messenger RNA, 318 nt
Organism: Coprinopsis cinerea okayama7#130
Lineage: Eukaryota; Fungi; Basidiomycota; Agaricomycetes; Agaricales; Psathyrellaceae
Exons: 4
Coding region: 1-318 (105 amino acids)
Source: RefSeq, a predicted model, not a curated record